Messenger RNA from Papilio xuthus (Asian swallowtail), 1672 nucleotides. RefSeq names its product spondin-2. NCBI's taxonomy places the organism in Eukaryota, Metazoa, Arthropoda, Insecta, Lepidoptera, Papilionidae. The transcript is spliced from 11 exons. The record is from RefSeq and is a predicted model, not a curated record. Gene Ontology annotation, cellular component: extracellular matrix. Bases 48 to 1589 code for a protein of 513 amino acids. Gene Ontology annotation, biological process: cell adhesion.
GCGUCAGGACAAAGGACUGUCGUGUUUGUUAAUUGGAAAUAACAUAAAUGGGUUACGUUUUGGACGUUUUUAUAUUAUUAGUAACAUUCACAAUAUGUACGUGCGAGGAUAUUUUGUGCGACCGUCGACCUCUGGGCACCACGACGGAUCCGCUGCCGCCAGAUAGCCGGUUCAAAAUAGAAAUCAUUGGAGUCAACGACAAAUAUAUACCGACAAGACAAUACACCAUUCGUUUAUCCGCGAUGGACGGCGUAUCAACAUUCAUCGCGUUCACUAUUUGGGCUCGUGGCGAUAUUAAGCCGCACGACAAGAAUCCACAAAAGACAGCGCAUCUCGACCCCGGCUUUGUGUUCCCCGCCCCCCAUUCGGAGACUACGCCCAAUAAGAAGUGCAACAACUCUGUGGUCCAGACCGACUUAACGCCUAAGACAUCCGUCGAGGCUUACUGGAAGGCUCCAAAGAAAGAGAACAAAUGCGUGACGAUUAAUGCAGUGGUGGCUGUGAAGCGCGACGUAUGGUACCGCCAGGAUGGGCCGCUGUCUAAGCGAGUUUGCGAGGACAGACGGAAUGUACUCGACAUGCAGCCUACUAAGAACGAUAACUGUACCGCACAAGAGGACGCUCGGUAUUUACUUACCUUCGAAGGUAUGUGGUCAUACAAUACGCAUUCUAAGAUGUUUCCCGAGUCGGAAGAUUUAGCGAGAUUCAGUGACGUCGUGGGCGCCUCACACAACAGCAAGUUCAACGUGUUCAAGUACAAUUCCGACGCAAGUGAGGGUCUCAAGAGGCUGGCGGAGCAGGGCAACACCACGCAGCUAGAAAUUGAGAUUAUGAAGCAGCUAGGUCGCAACAUCCGGACCAUAAUAAAAGCGGUGGCACCACCAAAGACAAACAUGAUGACGACGUCUAUGUUCCGUGUGACGCGUGAGCAUCACCUCGUGUCUCUGGUCACCGCGCUUAUCCCGUCUCCCGAUUGGUUCCUCGGUGUCUCCAACAUGGAGCUCUGUGACGUCAGAACCGGCACCUGGGCUAACAAUCUUACUCUCAACUUGUACCCCAUGGAUGCCGGCACUGAUAGCGGGAAGAAAUUUGAAUCGUCAAACGACGAAACAAUGCCGCCACAGCCGAUUUCACCAGCGGUAAUCAAUCCCUCCGUGCCAAAGGAAGAGGUUCGACCAUUCGCACGACUGCAGUUUGAUCUUAUACGGACGUACGCACGCACCGCUACUUCUGAGGUUACAUAUGAGGUCACCAACACCGAAGAGGUCGAGGAGACAGAAACAGUUUACGCUACUACGCCUACAACACAGAGAGAAACUAGAAUGGAAAUCGCUUCUGAAGAAUCGGAUCCUAAUUGCCCAAUGUCAGGCUGGGACGAGUGGCUAUCUUGCGAGGGGGAGUGCAUAGACAACCAGAUAGAGGGUUACCAGAUGAGAUUCCGGCACCACAUGGUCAAUAACCAGCCAGUGGACCUUAUUGGACCCCUUAGCAAACGCAUUCCUAAAGAUUGCAUUGAAAAGUAUUCCGUGACGGAGCUCCGAGCAUGUACGGACAGUUGCGAUGAGGAAGAAAACGAAGCUCAAGAAUAAACUUGAAAGGAAAAGUCACACUUAUACUAAAGAACUUAUAUAAAUUAUAGCUGUACCAGUAAUAUUAAUAAAUUUUAAUUAAA